GUAAACAUCAUAAUGAGUUUUGUGAAGUAAGCAGAGCAUGAUGACGUUAAUGCUACCAAUACAACAACAACAAACACAUGUGGUAAGCGAUUGUGCGUGUGGGUGUGUAUGUGUGCAUUUCCGGCGCAUCAGUCAGUCAGCUUCGUUGGCGGCAAUCCGCGCUCAUUGAUAAAACUGCCAACGCUGGUUGCUGUGGACUCAGUUCGCCACGGACCACUGACGGAUGCAGAUGCAUUCAGCGCCAGCUGUUGGCAGCCAAAACGCGAUUAGCCGUUCCUCAUGCAGAUACACGCGUACGCCGCCUCUAAUCGACAAUAAAUUGUUGCUGAUUACUGGAUUUUUUUUGCACUUCUGUCCGUUGCAAGUGUAAGUUUUUGUCGUGAGUGGCUUGUGCGUAGAAGCUUAAUAAUUUUGGCGAGUCAUUGCGUUGUCGGUCUCUUUGCGUUUGGCGUCGCGCUGUCGAUUAGUGAACUGCACGUCUCGAAUGCGCGCCUUUCUUUGACAAUGUAAAUAAGUGAGCAAAUCAGGCACAGACACACGUUUGCAUAUUUGUGAUAUACUUGUAUAUAAGUUUACAGAAAAGUGUUUGUGUAAUUCGUUCGAAUCGCUUGAAGCAACGCUUCCAACUGCGGUGCCGCCUGGAGAAUGGCAUUGUGUUGGUGUGAAGGCUUAACUUUGGCACAGGUUGCGCUUCGAUUGCAUUGUGCUGCCUUUAAAAUGCCAUUUGCAUGUUUUUAGCGUGAAAUAUGGUGCCAAAGAAUCGCAAUUGACGCGAACUAAAUAAACAAAAAAUAUUAAAGAAAGUUAAGAGUUUGACAAAUAGCGAAGGCAAUAUUUCAGCCGACCACUAGAGAAAUUUUAAUGUGUGCAGUGAAACGUACGUAUAUGAAAAGGGACAUGUUGUUACCGUUCGUCAGUUCUCGGUCGGAAAAAACUUCAAGGACAGCUGGCAACAGUCGGCGUAGACAGCCACAGUGAGGCAGCCGAAAUUUCACAAAUAAAAAUGAAAACCUCAAAAAGUUGAACAAUAACGAAGCUGCACUUGGUAGAAAAAAUAACAACAACAACUAUAACGUUUAACGACAAGUGAUUAAAGCAACAAAUUUGAAAGUGGUGUUGAAAUGGGCAGCAGCAGCAGCAACAACAACAGCAGAAUAGCAGAAGCAGAAGCAGUUGGUGAUUGCAUUUUUAGCAGCGGCGAAGGCAGCAGCCAAACCAACAGAAAAAACAAAGACUACAACAACAAUAAUAACAACAACGCCUGCAGCAAUUGCUUGCCAGCGCAAGGAGCUAAAUUUAUACAAACAAAUUCCGUAGAUAAAGCAACAAUUGUUGUUGUUGCUCAUAAUUCGGAACAUAAACAGCCAAGAGAGCGCGACCGUCAAAGACGGAACAAGCUGGAAAGGAAAAUCAACGAAAACAAAGCGACUAUAAUUAAUAGUGCACCGCAACAACAACAACAACAACAACCUAAACGAGAGCAACAGCAUAGAACUGCUGCCGUCAACGCCAACAGCAGCUGCUGCCACAUCAACUUUGACAUUCUCAUAAGCAAAAUAAGCACCAACACAAUUGCCUUGGACGUGUUGCUCCGGGCACAUACUGCGAGUGUAUGUAAUAUUGUUGAAAUGGUAACCACGUGGCGUGUCAGGAAUAGCAAUCGUCGCCGGAGCGGCAUCAGCAAGCGUGCAAGCAACAGUUUAAGCAACAACAACAGCAACAACUACGCUCCGAGCAUUUCCAACACGUCGCCAAUGAUUGGGAGUAAUAACAGCUACGACAACAACAACAACAUCAGCACCACUAAUAACAAUAACAGUAACUUUGGUAGCCAAACUGGUCGUGCCAUUAUGUCCGUUGCAACAACAAUUGCCUCAACCUCCGCAACGAUGGCGAUUGCGAAUAUACCCAGCAAUCUGUUGCCACCCACCGGCAGUGUAGGUGGUUUUGACAACAACAACACAAACAUUAACUGGUCAGUUGACGGCGUUAGUUGGCCGACUUUAAAUCAAUCAGCGACAGACAAAGUCGAUUUAAUUGAAAUGGAUUUGGCAAAUGAAACGUUUAGCUCCGCUUAUCCUGCGCUAAGACGUUAUCAUGGCGACUAUGAUGUGUCAUACAUAGCGAGAAUAAACCCAUUUUGGCUGCAAUUCGAACCGCCAAGUACCCGCACCUACUAUAUUAUGGCCAUAAUCUAUAUCAUCAUAUCAAGCAUCGGUUGUCUUGGCAAUUCACUCGUCAUAUUUAUGUUCGUACGCUGCAAAUCCUUACGCACACCUGCGAACACAUUGGUCAUCAAUUUGGCUGUGAGUGAUCUUCUCAUGUUAAUGAAAUGUCCGAUUGCAAUAUUUAAUAAUUUCAAGCAGGGUCCUGCGCUUGGUGAUGUUGGUUGUCGCAUUUACGGCUUCGUUGGCGGUCUUAGUGGCACCGCAUCAAUUGGGACUUUAACUGCCAUAGCACUCGAUCGGUACAAUGUAGUCGUACAUCCGCUCGACCCACUUCGCAAGACAGCCAAAGUGCGCUCCGCGUAUAUAAUCACAAUAAUUUGGAUUUACAGUUUUGCAUUCUCCAUUGUGCCAGCGCUAGAUAUUGGCCUCUCCGUAUAUGUGCCCGAAGGUUUCCUCACCACUUGUAGUUUCGAUUAUCUGGACAAAGGUUUGGGACCGCGCAUAUUUAUGUUCUCUUUUUUUGUGGCCGCUUGGUGUGUGCCCUUCGGCAUCAUUUGUUUCUCAUACUUCUACAUACUGAAAGUGGUAUUCGCCGCCAAUCGUAUACAAUCCAGCAAAGACAAAAAUAAGACUGAACAAAAAUUGGCGCUUAUAGUGGUGGGCAUAAUCGGUUUGUGGUUUCUAGCCUGGACACCGUACUCCAUCGUCGCUAUGAUGGGUGUUUUUGGCAAGCAGAAAUAUCUAACCCCGCUGGGUUCCAUGAUACCGGCACUCUUCUGCAAGACUGCCGCCUGCAUUGAUCCUUACUUCUAUGCGGCGACACAUCCACGUUUUCGUAUGGAAUUCCGACGUCUGUGGCUGGGACGUGGUAACUUGCGGCGCACCUCAACGACGCGCUCCUCAUAUCUAACACGUUCGUCGACACGCCGUUUACGCGUUAUCAGCGAUGUGGACGUGCGAAAUCGCUGCAUUGAAAAUGCGAAAAAGCAAAAUAAUUUGCAGGCUCUGCAGGAAGUGACAGAGGAGAAUGAUGAGGAUUAUGACUUUUCAAUACCAGGAAAUUUUAGUGACGGCAUAGAGCAAAGUCGUUUUUAAUAAAAGGAGGUUCGCGUUUUUAAAUGUGAAUAGGACAGUUGUUGUAGUUGCAGAAAAAUACUGUUAUAGUCAUAAAAAUACAUACGUUAGCUUAUUAAGUAUAUGCUUAUGUAUCUAUGAAUAUGUGUAGAUAAUAUGUGAUUUAUGAGCGUGUAGAUGCUUUCUUAGCCCUUAAUAAUAUAGAAGUAUGAAUAUAAGUAAGGUAUACUGAUACGUCUGUAACCACAGUUUACAUUAGGCUAAAAACCACCUGAGUAAAUAUAUGUGUACAUAUGUAUGUGGUGUAAUGAAUCUGUUGGUUAGUGUAGAUAAUACUAGAGAUAAAUUAGAAAAUAUGCCAAUUAAAUCAUUCAUGGAAUUUAUUUGAUAUAAGGAAUGUAUUUCUUAUAGAUUUUCAGGCUAAAUUAGGGAAAACGUAUCACUAUUAAAGCUAAUUCGUAGCUACCAUGUUGAACAAUAAAACUCUCAAAAUUAUUAAACAAAGUUGAGACAAUUAGAUUGAUAGAUUUCUCAAAAAGCCCUCAUAAAUGGUUUUGACUUCAGUCUGACAUCAAGGUGGAUAUAGUUACCAUUCUAUGAAUUAGAACAUUUACUUUGCGAACAUUUUGAUAUUUCUAGGCAAAAAAUAUUGACUUUCAUGCAUGGUAAUUAUGAAGCAUUCAAAAAAUAUAAGUGCGUGAUGUCUUUUCAUAGUUUUCUCAAUUGGCAGCGCCGCUUCCUAGUAUGUCUGUGGUUUUAAAGACCAAAAUGAGCUGACUGAACAUUAGUUCAAAAACUUGGCUGUGCAGAGAUCACGCCUUUGCUGUACUCCUUGGGCAAAAUAAUUCAAGUAAUUGAACCACAAAAUCCAUUGUUUUCUAAGAUGAAGAAUAUUCCUGAAAAUGAAUGUGUUUUUCUGUGCGAGAAUACUUGACAAUGCAAAUUUCAUAGCAGUUUUCAUAUUUAAAAGCUAUUCUUUUUCUAAAAUAAUAACCAAGGAAUAUUUUGUACACCGUAUAUAUUGAUCUCCAGAUUUGUAAUCAAUGUUUUGAUCCUUCUGAGUUCACGUUGGGGUUGGUUGUGUAGUCUCAAUUUUAUUUACAACACGUAUUUCUUAUUAGUAUGUUAUAAUUGACACUUACAUCUUUGCUGGAGCUUCUUAUCCUAUAAUAAGUACAUAUGUAUGUAGUGUGCGCCUUAAUGUCUAAAAAAUUGUAAUCAGCUUCCCAUUAACUGUUGUUAGAAACAUACUCGUAAAUUUUCCAUUGACAUCCAUAGAAUGACCAUAGUUAAUAAAAAAUAAUGUCCAAGUCAUUUUUUAAGAUUUUCAAUCCGCCAUUAGGAAGUUAACGUUUAUGCUAUGUAAGUAUCUUUUUGGUUCAACACUUCUGGGACCAUGUAAUGACAUUAUAUUAUAUAUAUAAUACAUUAUGAACUAUUAAUUUCAUGUUAGGUAUAGGUCAACGUAAGUUUGUAAUGCUAAAUUCGAAUAGGAAUACAUGAUUGUAAUGUGCGAAAUGAAGUACCUGCUAUCGAAAAUGAACGAAUUUGUAGUAUCUAUUAUUAUUAAUGUAAUGUAACUGAUUUACCAUUAACGGCAUAUAAUAUACUGUUAAAAGUACUCACUCUAAUUUGAAAAUAUGCAAUGUUGAGGCGUUUUGUUUACUUAUGUGUAUGUAUAUACGCAUAAAUACUCACAUGUACAUACAUACUGCUUAAAUCAUAACGAAAAGUCAACUUUUUUCAGACGCUUAGUAAAAAAAAGUUCAUUGUGUGAUCAUUGUAUGAAAUCGUUUUGCAUUUUAGGCAGUCGACGCAUCCGCCAACUGAAAAUGAUAAAAGAUAAUUAUUGCGAAAGGAAAAUAUUUACCUGUGUAACGAUGUAACGGUGUACCGGCGUAUCAUUGUUAAUGAGCGGCAAUAUGCUGACAUAGAAAUGAAUACAGUGGUGGGCAAGGAAAUGGGGUUGGGUAAAGAAUAUUUAUGUUGUUGCUCUAUAAACGACACCAAGUUGUUAAUUUAUAACUUAACUCACAGAUAAAAUCAAAUUUCAUAAUUUCAUAUUAAUGGAAUUAUGAAUAUAAGUAGCUAAUUGCAUAUUCACUCAAAAUAAAUCAACAGAUUAUAAUCGAUAUUUGCUAAAAUUGUCGUCAAAUAUAUAAUAAAUCUCAAUUUACGAAAUAUAUGUUAGAUGUAUUUUCGCUUACUGUUUUAGAACUACAAGCCUGGAUAUUCAGCCUAUUAUAUUUUAUUUAAGUCGUAGCAGGAUUGCCUUUUAUAUUUCGGGAUUAGAGAACAAAAACACAAUUAUUUUUCAAAAUAUUCUUCUUCAAGUUCUAUGCACUUUUGCAUGCGUUUAAACAUAUUGCUCAAGCACUUUUACCACUCUGAUCUGAAAAAAUGUACCGAUUAUAUUAAUUUUUACGUACGGGUAUAGAAAGAAGUUAUUCGGGGCCAAGUCAGACGCGUUUCGAAGUACCACUAUCGAAUUUUUGUAACAUUUCUCUCGACCAAUCGACACGAGCCUUCUUUUAAGCGAUUGACAAAUUGUGUUUUUUUGCAAUUAAAUAUUCAUGCAAUAUUUUAUGUAUUCUGGUCCCAGUAAUGCCUGCAGUUGUCUCAAUCUCACGAUAGUUCACAUGACGAUCUUGCAAUAUCAAUUUGCACACAGCAUCAAUAGUUUCCGGAACAACAACUGAUUUUGGGCGACCACUGUUGCUGCGUUAAUCCACGUCCAAAGUUUUAAAAAAUAAUCGCCUAAAAGGUUUGCGAUUUAACUACAUUUUUUUGUCGAUAUGUAUAUUUUAAGUUACUGUUAACAACACAAACAGCGCUCGUAUUUCUAAGCGUUCUAAGUACGUAUAACAUCAAAAAUGUCAAACUUUCCGAUAAAGUUCUGAGUUGCCAGAUUGCAACACUAGAGUUAUCAAAUCCCGAAAAGGCAAACUACGUAGAAAUAAAAAUUAUUUUAUCUGUCUACGGUUUUUAAGAGAUAUUUGCGUAUCACAUUAAUAUGCAAUUUGUUUGCCCCAACAAUUAUUGCCGCUACUGUAGAUGCGCCCAUGUACUUAGGGUACGCAAAAUCAAAGGAUAAUGUACGACCAAAAAAUCUAUUCAUUACUUUACUUAUAUAACCAUUAUUCAACAUAGCUGCAUAUAUUUUUAAGAGUAUUUGUGAUGUUAAGUUAAUCGUAAUUAAGGACAACAGAAGGAUGGAAAUGGUGGCAAAGCAGAACAAAGGCAACGCAAUAAUUCUAAAACAAAAAAAAAUUAAAUAAAAUAAAAAACGAAAAUUACACUUCCACGAAUACAAACAAACAAAGGUAAAUGCUGGCUGAAGGGAAAUGAAGAGGAAAACAUCAGACUAAUAGCUCUGAGCCACAACUUAUACACGCCAGUACUAUAACUAGAGUAAAAUAAAUGCAAGUAUGUAAAAAGUGCCGUUCUAAGAGUAUUUGCGUUAUGCUUUGCUGUGCGCUUUGUUGUAAUUGUUUUCUUAUAAUGCCAUGAAAGAAGAAAUUAACGAAUGCAGAAAAUCUGAUGACAAAUUAAAUAAGAUAUUGGAAAAUAAAAAUGAAAAUAAACUGCAAUGAUAUCAAUGAGAAUUGUCGCAUUGUUAGUCAUUGUAAUGUAAUAUUUGUACUGUCUAUACAAUAAUUAUGCGCUUAUAGGGUCAGACGUCUGAAAGUAUUGAGAAGGAAUAAAUAUUAAAUUUUUAAAUAUGCGACUAUAUGCAUAGGUUUCCUUCAUUGUGAAAUUUUAUUUGUAUUUACUCAUCAAUUGUUAGAUAAUUUGAAAUGUAAGUUAAAAUGAACUUUAAAUUGUUGAACAAUUAGAAAAAUGUCCAUUUUCCGAAAAAAAAAUAUUAAAUCGCUAUUUGAUGGUCAAUUAUAAUUUUAAUUUUUAAUUAAUAAAAACAGUUUUAGUUUAAAGAUAUGCCAUGCAAAGUCGAAAGGUCGAAAGAAAUCUGCUAGUAUGUACAUAAGUGGUAGUUAAGGGGUUACAUGGGCUUCGUAGAGCAAAAAACGCCCUACUUUAAAUAAUUUUUUAUAUAAAAUAUAAAAUAUUUUAUUCUUUUUCAAACUUUUUUUUUUAAUUUCUUAUUAUUGCGAAGAUACAUAUUUGAUAAAGAUUUUGUGAAAUUUUCAAAGGUAAAUAUUCAAAACUCGGUCAUUACGACGUCAUUUCCGGCGGUCCCACGGAAAAAGGGUGCAUGCGCGUUAAUAGCAGAACUUCUGACAUCAAAAGUAAAAAGAAAAAAAUACGUGUUUGACCUGAGAGCAUUAACUAGGUAUUGGAAGGAAAAAAAAACAAAUAAAGUGAAAAUUGUAUUUUUGUCAAUCGUUUCAAAAAAUAUAAAUUUUGGUGAAAAUUUCUCGACGUUUUCUUGUUUUAAACAAUUGUAAUUGGGUUAAAGACCUUGUAAAGGAUAUCUUAAAAACCUGACCGAAUUUCAUUAAUAUCGGUUGAGUAGUUCGCGAGAAACCUUGAUGACCGACUUUGAAAACACGGUUUCGAGAAAAACACGUUUAAAGUUUUAAGUUAUAUAUAAUAUAUAUACAAAUUUUUGAAUUUAAAAUGUUGAAAAAAUAGAAAAAAAUUAUUUCGCCGAAAUUCAAAAAUGUAUAUCUUUGAAACGAAAAAGAACACACCUCUGAAAAUUUCAGAAUUUCUUUAGAUAUGUUAGAGGUAUAAUAUAAAAAUUGUUGAGACCAAACUUUUACCACGACGGGUACUUUUUACAAUUUUGAAAAAUUUAAAAAUUUUUAAUUUUGGUAUUUUUUUUUCAAAAAAUUUUUUUUCUUAUACCUCUUAGUGUCCUCUAUGAACGCAGCAGCGUUUAUUUCAUAAUAUACAAUAGUUUCUGAAAUAUUGAAUAAAUAAACUCAUAAAAUCGGAAAAACAGUUAAAAUUUAAAUUUUGAAUAACUCUUUUGCAGAACUUAGUCUUAUGAUGAGACAAAACUCUCUGCCAAAAUUCAUCUAAAUUGGUGGUGGUCGCGUCCAACUAUUUGUCGAUUUGACAUGGAAUGACCCACAAAAAAAUUUUUUGUUUGAAGCCGUGAAACCGAUGUAACCUCUUUAGUCAAGAUAUUAAUUUUUUUCUGGAUUAAAAUGCAUUUAAGGGGUUAUAUUCACUUGCAAGUCAGAAAACACGAGUUUUUUCGUAAAUUUUUUUUAAGAAGCAUUUUUUUUUAUAUAUUUAAAUAAAAUUCUGGAUUCCCUCGAUCCCAUAGCCGAUCCCCAGGUAGACCUCUGAAAAAGAUGACGGCGGUGAGGAAGAUUUUUACACCCUUAACAGGGUAAGUUAGUUAAGGUCGGGGGGGGUUCUCCCCAACAAGCUGGUUGUUUGACGGAAACUCCGAUAUCGGAACAUUAUAGCAUAUAGCUGCCGUACAAACUGAACUAUCGGAAUCAAGUGCCUUUAUGGAAAACGUUUUCACUUGACGAAAUUUGGCAUGAGUUAUUGACUCGGACAACGGUGCAAUCACCAAAUAUAAUGGCCAGAUCGGAUCACUAUAGCAUAUAGCUGUCAUACAAAGAAUAAUCUCCGGAUCAAUUUCAAUCUCAAACUUAAAUUUUUCGACAUUCACAAGUGGAUAUAAUUCCGACGAUGGACUCUGUUGUUGUGCUUCUGGACAACACUCUCUCUUUAAUUAGCUUAUUAAACUGCUUGCUGACGAUCCAGCAAAUGUUAAACGACAAAUAAUGUUUUUUAAAUGGCCUUGAUAUAUGUAGAUGAUGGGUUAACACAACUGAACGAUUUAUGCUUAGAAUUGUGCUGAAUUGCGAUUUUCGAAACAUGCCCAACCAAAACUAUUCAAUAAAUCAUACACUGUCUGAGAUCAGCCUACUAAAGUUAAUCUUUUUGAAUCGAUUUAUUUUAUUUGAAAUAUUAUUUUUAUAUUUUAGAGUGGUAAAAUUUUAAUUAAUAAUUUUUUUUUAACAAACGGUACUUUAUGAUGGUAUUAGUCUUCUUUUUUCGAAAAAGCCUCAAGUAUCAAGCAAUCAGCAUAGAAGUUUAAAAACUACCACGUGUGAAAGCUUUCAACAGUUCCACGAUGAACUACUGAAAACAAGUAACGAAUUAAAAUUAAAAGCGAAACAAGUAAAGUGAGAUAAAAUGAAAUGUAAUUGACAUCAUCAUACUAACAUAUCUGUGUUUUAACUUAAAUAUACGUAAAAUCAAGUACCUUUUAAAUGCAAACUUAACGCGUAAGUACAAAAGCAUGUAAGUUUCUUUUAAUUUAAGCAUUCGUUAAAUGGUUGAAAUCAAAUUUAAUGGAAAUGUCAAUAAAGAUGUAAGAGUAGUUGUAGCUAAUGUAAAAGGAAAAUGUUGCUGUGUAUUUAAUUAAAAGAAAUAUACUCGUAAAUGAAUAAAUAAAAUAUUAAAUGUUUUGA
Molecule: messenger RNA, 9643 nt
Organism: Bactrocera oleae (olive fruit fly)
Lineage: Eukaryota; Metazoa; Arthropoda; Insecta; Diptera; Tephritidae
Gene: Rh7
Product: Rhodopsin 7
Biological process (GO): G protein-coupled receptor signaling pathway; cellular response to light stimulus; phototransduction
Cellular component (GO): plasma membrane
Molecular function (GO): G protein-coupled photoreceptor activity
Source: RefSeq, a predicted model, not a curated record